This is a messenger RNA of Lottia gigantea (owl limpet), 3165 nucleotides long. RefSeq lists its product as hypothetical. Lineage: Eukaryota; Metazoa; Mollusca; Gastropoda; Lottiidae. Gene Ontology annotation, biological process: intracellular protein transport; vesicle-mediated transport. The transcript is spliced from 23 exons. Bases 1 to 3165 code for a protein of 1054 amino acids. Gene Ontology annotation, cellular component: AP-3 adaptor complex; membrane coat. The record is from RefSeq and is a predicted model, not a curated record.
AUGGCGGGAAAUGGCUUCCAGUCAUCGUAUGCUAAUGAUAAGCCGCCUUCAUCAACAGGCAGUGGAGAAGCUGAGAUGUCAACUGACCCAGCCAGUAGUAGCUUCUUCACAAGUGACUUCAAAAGGCAUGAAGAUUUAAAGACAAUGCUAGAUAGUAAUAAAGACGCCCAGAAAUUAGAAGCUAUGAAAAGAAUUGUUGGGAUGGUAGCAAAAGGCAAAGAUGCAUCUGAGUUAUUCCCAGCGGUUGUUAAAAAUGUUGUGGCCAAAAAUCUAGAGAUAAAGAAGUUAGUAUAUGUAUAUUUAACAAGAUAUGCUGAAGAACAACAAGAUUUAGCCUUAUUAUCUAUAAGUACUUUCCAGAGAGCUUUAAGAGAUCCUAACCAGUUGAUACGUGCUAGUGCAUUACGUGUAUUGUCUAGUAUACGUGUAUCAGUAAUUACACCAAUAAUGAUGUUAGCUAUUAAAGAAGCUGUUAUGGAUAUGUCACCUUAUGUUCGUAAAACAGCUGCUCAUGCCAUACCUAAAUUAUAUAGUUUAGAUCCAGAAACUAAAGAACAGCUGAUAGAAGUUAUUGAGAGAUUAUUAGGAGAUAAAACUACUUUAGUAGCAGGUAGUGCUAUACAAGCAUUUGAAGAAGUCUGUCCAGAACGUAUUGACUUAAUACAUAAAAACUAUCGUAAACUAUGUAAUUUACUGGUGGAUGUUGAAGAAUGGGGACAAGUUGUUAUUAUUAAUAUGUUAACCAGAUAUUGUAGAACACAGUUUGUUAAUCCUAAUCUUGAUGAUAUGGGAGAAGAAGAAGAUAAACCAUUCUAUGAAGAUUCAGAAAAAGAAGAUUCAGAAGAAGAGAAAGAAGAUGAUAUGAAGAAUAAGAAGGCACCAUAUAUUAUGGAUCCUGACCAUAGAUUAUUAUUACGUCAAGCUAAACCAUUACUUAAUAGUAGAAAUGCUGCUGUUGUAAUGGCAGUAGGACAACUCUACCAUCAUUGUGCACCAAAAGCUGAAACUGGUGUCAUGUCUAAAGCUUUAAUAAGAUUAUUACGCAGUCAAAAAGAAAUCCAGUACGUGGUAUUAAGUAAUGUAGCUACUAUGACUAGUCGAAGAAAAGGAAUGUUUGAACCAUAUUUAAAAAGUUUUUAUAUUCGUUCGAGUGAUCCAUUACAUAUUAAACUUCUGAAGUUAGAGAUCUUAACUAAUCUAGCUACAGAGACCAAUAUAUCAACUAUACUUCGAGAAUUCCAAACAUAUGUAACCAGCCCUGAUAAAGACUUUGCAGCUGCUACUAUACAAGCUAUUGGACGAAGUGCUAGUAGUAUAGCUGAAGUUACUGAUACUUGUUUAAAUGGUUUGGUACAUCUUAUGUCUAAUAGAGAUGAGAGUGUAGUAGCUGAAAGCGUUGUUGUUAUUAAGAAACUCUUACAAAUGAGGCCGUCAGAACAUAAAGAUAUUAUAGUCCAUAUGGCUAAAAUGGUAGAUAAAAUAACAGUACCUAUGGCUAGAGCCUCUAUAUUAUGGUUAAUAGGUGAAUACAGUGAACGAGUACCUAAAAUAGCUCCAGAUGUCUUGAGAAAGAUGGCUAAGACAUUUAUUACUGAGGAAGACAUUGUAAAGUUACAGAUAUUGAAUUUAGCAGCUAAAUUAUGUAUCACAAAUCCUAAGCAAUGUAAAUUAUUGUGUCAGUAUGUAUUCAACUUGGCUAAAUAUGAUCAAAAUUAUGACAUUCGUGACCGAUCACGAUUUUUACGCCAACUUAUUCUACCUGGUGAAAACGGAAGUGUCCUUGCUAAAUAUGCCAAAAAGAUAUUUUUAUCAACUAAGCCUGCUCCUGUACUUGCUUCCAAAUUUAAAGAUCGUGACCUCUAUCAACUGGGAACUCUGUCUCAUUUAUUGAAUAUUAAAUGCCAUGGUUAUCAGGAACUACCAGAAUGGCCAGAAUCAGCGCCUGACUCUAGUGUCAGGAAUGUAGAAGUUGUCAUGCCAUGGGUUGAGAAACCUCAACACUCCCAACAGAAGAAGAAAAAAGAAUCCAAAUCCUUUUAUUCUGAAUCAGAGUCCAGUGAAGAAGAAGAAUCAAGUAAUAGUAGUGAUGAUAAUGAUGACAGUAGUGAUGAGAAUUCAGAUAGUGAUGCUGAGAACAGUGAUAGUGACAAACAAUCCUCUAAAAAACAAUCAUCUAGUGAAGAUAGUUCUUCAGAUAGUGACUCUGAUAGUGACUCCAGUGAUUCAUCAGAGGAAGAUUCUAGUGAUGAUAGUGAUAAAGUCAUCAAGAAACCUGCUGCUAAGCCUGAAGUAAAAAGUAAAAGUAAAAAAGUUGUUGAAACCAAGCCAAAAUCCAAUGCUGAUUUAUUAUUAGACUUAGAUGAUAGUAACUUUAAUAUCUCCUCUGUAAUUAUAGUAGGUGGAGUAGCUAGUAAUGAUACAAGUACUGGUGCUACACCAGCUGGUAAUAUGUUAACACCAACACUAGCUAGUGGUAUUAUAGAGAGUAAAUCUUAUGAGUUAUUAAAUCGUAUAACUGGUAGUGGUUUAAGUAUAAAUUAUAAAUUUACUAGAACAGUAUCAGUAUUUUCACCUAAAAUGGUAUCAAUAGAACUGAUGUUUACUAAUAGUGGUGAUGAACCUUUAACUAAUAUCAAACUAGGAGAAAAGAAAUUACAAACUGGCAUGGAAAUUCAAGAAUUUUCUGAAAUAGGUUCUAUUGCUCCUGGUAUGAGGAGUACUGUAUUAAUUGGUAUUAACUUUAAUGAUACAACCCAACCAGCUAAAUUUGAUAUCUGUACAGCUCAACAAAAACAUUCUGUUAGUAUUUCUGCUCCAGUAGGGGAGAUAAUUCAACCGUAUUCAUUGAUAGACUCUGAGUUUACCAGUCAGCAAGGAAAACUUUCUGGUAUGAAUGAAAAUUCUGGAAAAAUAACACUAACAAAAGAUAAUCAGGAUGCUAAGAGCAUCUGUAUGUGUGUUCAUUCUGUAGCUAAUGUUAUACAAGUUCCUGGAAGUAAUGAAAAUGUCUAUAGAUUUUCAGGAAAAACUGUUGCUUCAGGAACUUUGGUGCUGAUUUCUGUUACAGUAAAUGAUAGUAGUGCUAAACUAACUGUAAAUUGUGAGAAAAUGGUGAUAGGUACCAUGUUGUUAAAGGAUUUAAAGAAUUAUUUUGAGAGCGUUUAG